AUGAAGACCGAAGACGGUGGUAUCGACGACUUGCUGCCGUCGCUCCCGCCGCCGCCGCCGCCGCCGUCACCCCAGGCCGGCGCCAAGGCCGUCCUCUACACCAACGACGCCGCCGAGUCCGCUCAGACCCAGAACGGGCCCGGCCAGGCACUGCCCAAACGCACCGUCUGCGACCACUGCCGUCGACGAAGAAUCCGCUGCGAUGGCCAACUUCCGUGCCAGCCGUGCGUCAAUGCGUCGCUGGCUUGCAAGCGCGACCACGUUCCUCUGAAACGGGGACCCAAACGUGGUCGCGGGCGCGUCAUCAACGAGCUCCGGGAACGGUACUCGAUUGAACAGAACGCCAGCGCUGCCAUGGUCAACCAAAACACCAACACCGCCAACACCGCCAACAACAACAAACACAGCCGCGAGAGCAGCUCGGACCUAAUCAAUGGCAUUGACAUGUCGGUCCCGUCUACACCCGCGCCGCCGUCCGACAUCUCCUGGCAGAAUGUAUCGUCGGAUCCCCGGCACGCCGUCGAACCGCGCGGCGCCUUCUCGUCCGAGCACUACCGCCCGACGACCCGCAGCUACAUGUACCUCAUGCCGCGAUGCGUCAGUCUCUACUACGAGCACAUCUACCCCAUCAUGCCGCUCCCCUACAUGCCCGCUGUGCGCAACAUGGUCAACCGGAGCCACGCCGGCUUGGCCGAGCUGACCUUCUCGGACCGCAACUUCCUCUACGCCCUGUGCGCCCUCACUUGCUUCCACAUGUCUGGACAGAACAUCACGGCGGAUGCACCACACCCGUCGUGGGAAUGCGCCGGCCGUUUUUUCUUGGACGAAUGCAUUUCGGCGCGCCAGUCAUACGACUUCUUCAACGACGCGUCCUUGAACGCCGUCAUCUCCUCGUUUUGGCUCUCGACAUCCUUCUUCGAGAUCAACCAGUCCCGCAAGUCGUGGGUCUACCUGCGAGAGGCAUUGACGCUCGCCCAGGAGAUUGCAUUGCAUGACGACGCUUCCUACGCCGGUCUAGAUGCUGCGGAAAAGCUGUGCCGGCAGCGUACCUUUUGGCAGCUCUUUGUGACCGAACGAUCCUUUGCCAUUCUGCGAAGCAAACCCAUUACACUCAAGAAGACUCCGUCGCUUCCAACCACCCGCCAUCCGUACGAAGCCCCCGAGAUCCAUUCUGGCUUCCGCCAGCUCAUCAGCUCCUAUACCCCACUCGACGAGUCCUUUGUGAACGCCUGGAACGAAGGCUCCGACCCACGCGUCACAGCCGCUACAUACCUCACUCUUCAAGCCAUCCUCGCCGUUCGGCCGCCCUUCCUUGCCAAAGCCAAGAGCGAGAUUGUAACCGUGACACAUGGUCUGUCCACGGCGAGCCAUACGCCCGAAGACCGGUCGCCCACUGGCCACGAAGCCCCGCCACCGUCGCCGAGCUCGCCAGCCGAAUUCAGUGCUGGACUGAAUGCAGCACUGCGCACGAGCGGGGUUGCGGUCGGCGACGACACGGAGGUCAAGCAGGAGAACGAGCCGGAGACGACCGACAUUCAAAAAGCCGACCUCCUCAUCACGCAGCAGUGGCUGCGCCUCAUUGUCUGGCAGUCCUCGUUCCGCCAGCAACUCCUCUCGUGGACCGCACCCGACGAGAGCAUGCGCUUCGCCUUCCCACUCACCAUUGCUGCCCGCACCGCCGCCGUCAUCCAGAGCCUGCCCCCGCAGGCCAUCGAAGUCCACGGCAUGGGCAUCUUUGAGAAGAUUUUCGAGAUUGGCACCUGGUCCAUGAACGUCUUGCAGGCCUGCGACAUGGCCAGCGCCUCGGGCACCAACGUCGCCGGCGGCGGUGCCGCCAUGGGCAUGGACUUUGCCGGGGCCUCUGACAUGGGCGUGCUGGGCGUCGGCCGCAUGUCCUUCUCGGUCGACCCGCUCGAGUUCUUUGUGCGCACGCUGAGCGCUAGUCCCAACAGCCGCACCCAGUACGCCGAGCGCCUCCUCAUGUUUGCCAAUGAGCGGACUGGCGGCGGCAUGCGCAUGGCCCUGUCGCCGUCGCUGUCGUCGCCGUCGUCGCCCGAGCUGCUGCCGGCAGCACCGGCCCACUGGUCGCACGACGAGAUCACGGCCGCCGCCGGCACAGCCACCACUGCUGCUGCCGCCACCACAACAGAGGCGGCAGGGCCGCCAACGUCGCUGCCGACGGUCACGGAUGCGACUGGUCGAGGCAAUGUCGGCACCGUGCUGGGCGAAGUCGGCGACGAUUUCCACAUCAUACCGUCCAUGAACCACAGCCACCACUUUGCGUCAACGACGGGCCCCAAUGGCCAAGCUGUGCCGUUUGCGUUUGACGCGAGCGCCCUCGACAGCGCCGCCUUUGAGGUUGGCCCCGUGGCCUACGACGGCAACAGCCUCGAUGGCGUGGUCUACGACGGCACUGUCAGCCCGACGGGCGUGUCGGUUGGCGGCGGCUCCUACGGGUCCAUCCACGGCGGCUCCAUCCACGAGGGCAUCAGCCGGAACCACAGCUACGGCAGCUUCACGGAGGAGCUGCAGGCCGGAACGGACUACUCCGUGUUCCUGCCCAGCGGCGCACAGAGCCCCAUUGACAACAACGGGUUUGCCGGCUUUGACCUGUCGCAGACGAACCUGGCAUCUUAG
Messenger RNA from Sporothrix brasiliensis 5110, 2637 nucleotides. RefSeq lists its product as uncharacterized. Lineage: Eukaryota; Fungi; Ascomycota; Sordariomycetes; Ophiostomatales; Ophiostomataceae. The record is from RefSeq and is a predicted model, not a curated record. Gene Ontology annotation, molecular function: DNA binding; DNA-binding transcription factor activity, RNA polymerase II-specific; zinc ion binding. The transcript is spliced from 3 exons. Bases 1 to 2637 code for a protein of 878 amino acids. Gene Ontology annotation, biological process: DNA-templated transcription; regulation of DNA-templated transcription.